AUGCUGGGCUCGGUGAAGAUGGAGGCCCAUGACCUGGCCGAGUGGAGCUACUACCCGGAGGCGGGCGAGGUCUACUCUCCGGUGACCCCUGUACCCACCAUGGCCCCCCUCAACUCCUACAUGACCCUGAACCCUCUGAGCUCUCCCUACCCCCCGGGGGGGCUCCCUUCCUCCCCACUGCCCACUGGACCCCUGGCGCCCCCAGCGCCCACAGCACCCCUGGGGCCCACCUUCCCAGGCCUGGGUGCCAGCGGUGGUGGCGGCAGCAGCUCAGGGUAUGGGGGCCCGGGACCGGGGCUGGUGCAUGGGAAGGAGAUGCCAAAAGGGUACCGGCGGCCCUUGGCACAUGCCAAGCCGCCAUAUUCCUACAUCUCGCUCAUCACCAUGGCCAUCCAGCAGGCGCCGGGCAAGAUGCUGGCCCUGAGCGAGAUCUACCAGUGGAUCAUGGACCUCUUCCCCUACUACCGGGAGAACCAACAGCGCUGGCAGAAUUCCAUCCGCCACUCGCUCUCUUUCAACGACUGCUUCGUCAAGGUGGCGCGCUCUCCAGACAAGCCGGGCAAGGGUUCCUACUGGGCCCUGCACCCCAGCUCAGGUAACAUGUUUGAGAAUGGCUGCUACCUGCGCCGCCAGAAGCGCUUCAAGCUGGAGGAGAAGGUGAAGAAAGGGGGCGGCGGGACCUCUGCCUCCAGGAACAGUGCGGGGUCAGCCUCCUCGACCACCACCCCCGCUGCCACAGUCGCCUCUCCGCCGCAGGCCCAGCCGCCAGCCCCCGAACCUGAGGCCCAGGGUGGGGAAGAUGUGGGGACUCUGGACUGUGGUUCACCCCCUUCCUCCACACCCUAUUUCACUGGCCUGGAGCUCCCAGGGGAGCUGAAGCUGGAUGCACCCUACAACUUCAACCACCCUUUCUCCAUCAACAACCUGAUGUCGGAACAGACACCAGCACCUCCCAAACUGGACGUGGGAUUUGGGGGCUACGGGGCGGAGGGUGGGGAGCCUGGGAUCUACUACCAGGGCCUCUAUUCCCGCUCUCUGCUUAACGCGUCCUAGCAGGGG
Molecule: messenger RNA, 1059 nt
Organism: Physeter macrocephalus (sperm whale)
Lineage: Eukaryota; Metazoa; Chordata; Mammalia; Artiodactyla; Physeteridae
Gene: FOXA3
Product: forkhead box A3
Exons: 2
Coding region: 1-1053 (350 amino acids)
Biological process (GO): regulation of transcription by RNA polymerase II; cell differentiation; anatomical structure morphogenesis
Molecular function (GO): DNA-binding transcription factor activity, RNA polymerase II-specific; RNA polymerase II cis-regulatory region sequence-specific DNA binding; protein domain specific binding
Source: RefSeq, a predicted model, not a curated record